Messenger RNA from Linum tenue, 1080 nucleotides. The record is from the annotation of a GenBank genome assembly. NCBI's taxonomy places the organism in Eukaryota, Viridiplantae, Streptophyta, Magnoliopsida, Malpighiales, Linaceae.
AUGAGACCGAUUCAGCCUCCUCAAGGUACCGCCGCCGCCGUCGCGGCUGUUUCAUCUAUGUCGAAUCAGAAGCCUCGCAGGCGUCCUAACCUAAGCCUGCCGCUCCCGCCUCGGGAGCCGACGGUCGCCGUCCCUCUCCCUCUCCCGCCGUCGUCCACCUCCGCCGCUACUUCCACCAGCCACCCGCAGCAGCAGCAGCAGGCGGCGCGCCAGGUAAUCGGCUUCUCCGAGCUCGACCGGAUGAACCGGAUUGGGAGCGGCAUGGGCGGCACCGUCUACAAGGUGGUUCACAGGCAAUCCGGCAGGGUUUUCGCGCUCAAGGUGAUCUACGGGAACCACGAGGACUCCGUCCGCAACCAGAUCUGCAGGGAGAUCUUGAUUCUCCGCGACGUCAGCCACCCAAACGUCGUCAGGUGUCACGAAAUGUACGAGCACAACGGCGAGAUCCAGGUCCUGCUCGAGUUCAUGGAUCGCGGAUCCCUCGAGGGGUUUCACAUCGCUGACGAGCUUGAGUUGUCCGGUGUCGCUCGUCAAAUCUUGAGCGGGAUUGCUUACCUCCACCGCCGCAAGAUCGUCCACCGCGACAUCAAGCCUUCCAAUCUGCUGAUCGAUUCCAACAAGCAAGUGAAGAUUGCCGAUUUCGGGGUGAGCAGGGUGCUGGCGCAGACCAUGGACCCUUGCAACUCCUCCGUGGGUACCAUUGCUUACAUGAGUCCCGAGAGGAUCAACACGGACUUGAAUCACGGCCAGUAUGAUGGUUACGCUGGGGAUAUAUGGAGCUUGGGGGUGAGCAUAUUGGAGUUCUACUUGGGGCGGUUCCCAUUUGCAGUGGGUAGGCAGGGCGACUGGGCGAGCUUGAUGUGUGCUAUUUGUAUGUCGCAGCCGCCGGAGGCCCCCGUGACAGCUUCCAGGGAGUUCAGAGAUUUCAUCGCCUGUUGUUUGCAGAGGGAACCAGGGAGGAGGUGGACGGCAGUCCAGUUGUUGAAUCAUCCUUUCGUUGUGAGGGGAAAUGGAGGCCAAAGAGAUGGGAGCCAGAACCUGCAUCAAUUACUGCCUCCUCCACGCCCACUCUCAUCAUAG